Messenger RNA from Asparagus officinalis (garden asparagus), 1252 nucleotides. Its product is annotated as trans-resveratrol di-O-methyltransferase-like. Lineage: Eukaryota; Viridiplantae; Streptophyta; Magnoliopsida; Asparagales; Asparagaceae. Gene Ontology annotation, biological process: methylation. Gene Ontology annotation, molecular function: protein dimerization activity; S-adenosylmethionine-dependent methyltransferase activity; O-methyltransferase activity. The record is from RefSeq and is a predicted model, not a curated record. The transcript has 2 exons. The coding region runs from base 10 to 1083 and encodes 357 amino acids.
GUUUGCUCAAUGGCUUCCACUGAAGGAGUAAACUCUAAAGAGCUAUUAGAAGCUCAAUCCCAUUUAUGGAACCACAUAUUCGGUUUCAUUAACUCCUUCUCCCUCAAAUCGGCCCUCGAGCUCGGAAUCCCGGAGGCAGUCCACAAACAUGGCAGACCUAUUACACUCCCGGAGCUCACUGCUGCCUUAUCCAUUCCUUCUUCGAGAAUUCCCUGCUUUCAACGAUUCAUGCAGCUCCUAGUCCAUUCUGGACUAUUCUCCUCAUCUCAAAAUGCACAAGGAGAUACAUAUAGUCCCACAACAUUCUCAUCUCUUCUCCUGUCGGAAAAAAGCGGGUGCAUGACUCCAUUCAUAUAUGCGAUGUUGGACGAAGCGAUAUUGAGUCCGUGGCAAUUCUUGAGUACGUGGAUGAAAGAAGAGGAGCCACCGACCGUGUUUGAGAAGGCUCAUGGGAUGAAUUUAUGGCAGGCUAUUGAAAAAAUGCCGUGGUUUGGGAAAAUGCUGAGAGGAGCGAUGGAGAGUGAUUCGGGGUUAAUAACCAAAGUGGUUGUCGAUGAGUUUGGUGUGCAGUUGUUUGGAGAUGUGAAGUCUGUUGUGGAAGUUGCUGCAGGUUCGGUGAUGAUUUCUCGAGCGGUGGCUCAGGCUUUUCCCGAGGUGAAGGUGACAAUUCUUGAUUUACCUCAUGUUAUUGAGGUGAUGGAUAAGAGUGAAGGUAGGAUUCAAUAUGUUGCUGGAGAUAUGUUUGAGUACAUUCCACCUGCAGAUGCAUUGUUGCUCAAGUGGGUUCUGCACUGCUGGAAUGAUGAGCAAUGCGUGAAAAUUCUGCAGCGAUGUAAGGAGGCAACUCCACCCAAAGAAGAAGGAGGAAAAGUGAUUAUCAUCGACAAGGUGUUGAAGAAUGAAGGUCUGCAUCAUAAACUGACUGAAACACAACUGCACUUUGACCUUCACAUGAUGAUCCACACGCCUGGGAAGCAAAGAAAUGAAGAAGAAUGGAAAAGGCUCUUCUUUGAUGCAGGAUUCAAAGAAUACAAAAUAACUCCUGCUCUGGGAUUACGUGCGAUUAUUGAGGUUUAUCAUUGAUUCAGCAGACUAUGAAAUAUGAUAUAUAUUUGUGCUGUGUGUUUGAGUUUGGUUUGUAAGAAGUGAUUCUGCGAGCCUGUUGUGUUUCAUUUAGUUGUGCGCUUGUGUGUAAGCCUGAAGUCUAUAUAUGAAAAUAAUAAUAAUAUAGAUAAUAUAGUAAUAUGAAAGU